Molecule: messenger RNA, 1632 nt
Organism: Capsaspora owczarzaki ATCC 30864
Lineage: Eukaryota; Filasterea; Ministeriida; Capsasporidae
Exons: 16
Coding region: 1-1632 (543 amino acids)
Molecular function (GO): protein binding
Source: RefSeq, a predicted model, not a curated record
AUGCUGUCGUACCAGAGCAUGAGCGCGAAACAGCGGGAGUUGUACGACAAAGUCAAGAAUGCCAGUCAAUGGUUCGGACUGCCAUACAAUCAAAUUGACGAUGCCGGCGCACAGGCGAUUGCUGAGGGACUCAAAAGCAAUUCGAAGGUGACGGGACUCUCUCUGUGGAGCAACCAAAUUGGUGAUGCUGGAGCGCGGGCGAUUGCUGAGACACUCAAAGUCAAUAUGACGAUAACUGAACUCGAUCUGAACUACAAUCAGAUUGGUGAUGCUGGGGCACAAGCGAUUGCUGAGACACUCAAAGUGAACACGACGUUGAUCAAGAUCGAUCUGCAUGGGAAUCAGAUUGGCGAUGCUGGAGCACAGGCGAUUGCUGAAGCGCUCAAAGUCAACACAACAGUCACUAACCUCGGUUUGUACAAUAAUAAGCUUGGCGAUGCUGGAGCGACGGCGAUGGCUGAGAUGCUCAAAGUGAACAAGAUGCUGACAUCGCUCGUUUUGGGCAACAAUCAGAUUGGCGACGCUGGAGCGAACGCAAUUGCCGAGUCACUCAAAGUGAACACGUCCUUGCGAACGCUCGAUUUGCGCACGAUUGGCAACGCUGGAGCGCAGGGAAUGACUGAAGUACUCCAAAUGAACACGACGCUGACUGACCUCAGUCUGCGUCAAAUUGGCGACGCAGAAGCGCAGGCCAUUGCUGAGGCACUCAAAGUGAACAAGACCUUGACUUAUCUCAGUCUGGACUUGGGGUAUAUUGGCGAGGCUGGAGCAAAUGCGAUCGCUGAGUUACUCCAAGUGAACUCGACAUUGUCGCGUCUCAACCUCAACCAGAAUCAGAUUGGUGAUGCUGGAGCGCAUGCAAUCGCUGAAGCACUCACGGUCAACACGAGGCUGACACAUCUUGGUCUGAGUGAGAAUGAGAUUGGCAAUGCGGGAGCGCAGGCGAUUGCUGAGGCACUCAAGGUGAACUCGACGCUGAUUGUGCUCUUUUGGGACGACAAUCUGAUUGGCGAUGCUGGAGCCCAGGCGAUUGCCGAAGCGUUCAAGGUGAACUCGACGCUCGGGGAUAUUUUUCUAACGCGAAAUUGCAUUAGCAAUAUUGGUUCUCAAGCAAUUAAGCAAUGCAACGGCCAAAAGGGUUUUAGCAUUUACGACCAGGUUAACCCUCGUGCAUUCUCCUUACUUCCACGCGUAGCAACCGCUGACGACCUUCAGACCGUGUUUUGCUUGCUGACCAGCGGACCGGAGCUGAAAGAUCAGUCCACAUUUCUGCCAGCAUUACCAGCUGAGAUUGCCGACAUCAUUAUGGACGAAGCGCAACACUGGCAAGGCGUACAGCAUACCAAACGAGACCCGUACGAUGACCGUCCUGUCAAGGUCACAGUGCCUCCAAGCAUCAAUGGAAACUCGACCCGUGUGAAAGCAAUUCAAGUGGUUCGGGACACGGGAAAACUUUACCACCGCAUCGGUGACAACGUCUUUGACUUGAUUGUUCGAGAUGAGCAAGGUGCUGUUCAGUACAACUGUGCUGUUAAAGCGACUUUUGUCGAUUCUACGCUCGUAUCCGCGACGCUCUGGCCAGCGAGCACUCCAAUCAUCAGGCAGAUCCGUGACCCGCAGGGUCUGUGUUAA